CCUCUGUCUCCAACCAAAAACCCACAAUAUAUAUAAAAAAAAACCCUGCGGAUUUAGAGCCUCUUCUCUCUCACUCUAGCUUGUUAUUCUGUCAUGGCUGAAAGCUUGAGAAUCACUGUGGAAAGGAACCUUUCAGAGGCACGACUUUCAGAGCUGAACAUCAAGUGCUGGCCCAAAUGGGGUUGCUCUCCAGGGAAAUACCAACUAAAAUUUGAUGCAGAAGAGACUUGUUAUUUGUUGAAAGGGAAAGUGAAGGCAUACCCAAAAGGGUCAUCAGAGUAUGUGGAGUUUGGAGCAGGAGAUCUUGUAAUAAUACCAAAAGGACUCAGUUGUACUUGGGAUGUCUCUGUAGCCAUUGACAAGCACUACAAGUUUGAGUCAUCUUCUUAGUGGGUUAAUAAUUUCAUCACUACUGAUCAAUCCAAUUGUUUAUACUGAUUUAUAGCUGCUGCUGCUUGUUUUUGUGUUUAUAAUUACCUCUUGUGGUCAAAGAAAGGAAAAGCAAUUAGUCAAAUGUGGCCCAUUCAAUGUUUUAAAUAAUA
This is a messenger RNA of Tripterygium wilfordii, 542 nucleotides long. RefSeq lists its product as uncharacterized. NCBI's taxonomy places the organism in Eukaryota, Viridiplantae, Streptophyta, Magnoliopsida, Celastrales, Celastraceae. The transcript has 2 exons. The record is from RefSeq and is a predicted model, not a curated record. Bases 94 to 390 code for a protein of 98 amino acids.